Messenger RNA from Drosophila bipectinata, 1610 nucleotides. It is a transcript of the gene ppk3, whose product is annotated as pickpocket 3. Lineage: Eukaryota; Metazoa; Arthropoda; Insecta; Diptera; Drosophilidae. Gene Ontology annotation, biological process: sodium ion transmembrane transport. Gene Ontology annotation, molecular function: ligand-gated sodium channel activity. Gene Ontology annotation, cellular component: plasma membrane. The record is from RefSeq and is a predicted model, not a curated record.
AUGGCUGGUAGAAGACUGUUUUUGUGGGUGAGGCUGAUCUUAGCCAGAGUCGUUCGCAGCUCGACACCUUUUCUUCGAAGACUUAUGGUUAUCUUCGGAGCCUGUUUAGCCCGAAUAAGGGAGGUGGUGGCCAUGGCUGGUGCAGAGACUGGUCUUCUAGCCAUCUCCUUGAUCGUCCACCGUCGUCUUCACGCCCUGGAGCGAGCUUUGUGGCUGGGAGUCGUGCUGGCCAGUGUCAUUACCGCCCUGAUAAUUAGUAACGUCCAACUGGGUCGCUACUUCACCUCACCGACGGUGAUCUCCGUGGAUCGGGACUAUCGUGGUUGGAACGGAUCCCUUCCAGCUGUUACGCUGUGUUACUACGACCACAUCGACUCCUUCAAGGCCAAUGAGUAUAUCCAGGAAGUGUGGAACGUGUCCAUCAUCGAUGAGGAUUACUUUUAUUUCAUGGACUUCCUCUAUGCGGUGGUCAACGCCACCGCAGGGAACUACGCGGAGCUGGUCAAGUUUGCCGAGGAUGAGCGCUUCGAUUCGAUUGAUCUGUAUGAGAUGAUCACGCGAGUGGACCGACCCUUUGAACAGGUCAUCAGUAGCUUCGACGCCAAUUUCGAUGUCCACGUCCAGAUGGUGAUGACGGAGCGGGGAUCAUGCUAUGCCAUCAAUUCUCCCAUGUCGACGGUUCUCAGUGGCCAACCCGUUGCCUAUGAGUUGAUGCCUCAGCCCUUGUCCUGCCAAUAUGGCAAGCAGCAGUGCUACAUCCGAAUGGAUCUGUAUGAGAGUACGGGUGUGCUGGAUGUCCAUUCGCCGUUUGAAGUCUCAGCCUCAGAGGCGAACAUUGUGGCUUUGCACAAGUCCGACGAGAUAACUGCCUCGUUCAAGGUGCUGGAAACGGUGGCAUCGAAAAACUUACGCCAACUGAGCGUGGCGCAGCGCAAGUGUGUUUUCAACAACGAGGAGACAUCCAACCUGAAGAUCUACAGCAAAUCCUUGUGCCUCGCUAGAUGCCGUGCUGUAAUGGCUUUGGAAAUGUGCAACUGUGUACCAUUUUUCUAUCCUUAUGUGGAGGGACCUAGCUGCAAUCCGGCUGGAUUCGAGUGCCUGCUGGACUUCAAGUGGCCCAUCUGGGCGCUGCACAUCUGCAAGUGCCCCUCCACCUGCACCGAGAUCGAGUACACCAUGCAGACGGUGAAGAAGAGCUCCUGGGGCGUCAAGAACAACGAGGAGGUGGUCAGCAGCGAGACAGCCACCUCCAGCUUCCGCUGGGAUCUGAUUCCACCCAAGGUGAGACUGCGUCGGGAUGUGGUCUACAGUUUUGAGGAUUUGGUGGUAUCAUUUGGCGGUGUCCUGGCUCUUUUUGUGGGCGUGAGUGUGAUGGGUCUGGUGGAGAUGGGCCACGUGAUCAUUUACAAUCUUCUGCUGGACUUGUUUACAUUCCUCUGCUGGAUGUUUGCCAAAGUAAGGCAAUGUUACCAAAAAGGCAACCGCAAAUCGGUGGCGAACCGCAUCCAUAACCACGGCUUGGAGCACCACCACCAGCUGGAGGAGGAGCAGCAGCGUCUCUCUUUGGCAGACACCGCUGAACUGCCGCCGUUCGACUAUGUGAAUUGAUA